Auxenochlorella protothecoides is the source of this 462-nucleotide messenger RNA. RefSeq names its product Ribonuclease P protein subunit p29. The transcript is spliced from 3 exons. Lineage: Eukaryota; Viridiplantae; Chlorophyta; Trebouxiophyceae; Chlorellales; Chlorellaceae. The record is from RefSeq and is a predicted model, not a curated record. Bases 1 to 462 code for a protein of 153 amino acids. Gene Ontology annotation, cellular component: ribonuclease P complex; ribonuclease MRP complex. Gene Ontology annotation, biological process: rRNA processing; tRNA 5'-leader removal. Gene Ontology annotation, molecular function: ribonuclease P RNA binding.
AUGCAAGACAAGAGCAUCCUGCUGGAGAACCCCGUGAAGGCCAAGUCAAAGGGUGGAGGCGCUCGGCAGACAGCCAAGCGCGCCAGGCGCCAGGGUGGGACGCUGAGCGCUGCCGCCCUGGCCACCGUCACGUACUUGGGCCUCCUCCCCGUGCACGCGCUGUGGCGGGCGUAUGCGGAGAGGCUGGCUGCGCGCGACCCCGGCGUCACCCUCGAGGCCUAUCGCGACCGGCUCCUGGGCGCCGAGCUCCACGGCGCUCUGGUCAGGGUGAAGGCCUGCGCCGCGCGCCCCGACGCCGCCGGGCUGACGGGCAUUGUGGCGCUCAGCCGGCCGCAUUCGCUGGUGCUGGUCACGCCGGGCGACCGCCGGAUCCGCAUCCCCCGCCAGAACUCCACGCUGGAGCUGCUCAUGGGCACGCGGCUCGUGGCCCUGGAGUACGGCGAGGAUGUGGGGCAGGGCUGA